GAAUAUUAAUAUGGAUGCAAAUUCAUUGCGAGGAUGCCCAGCCAACGCAGCGCGCUGAUGUCUGCGCAUUUCUGUUUUGACGUUUUUAUUCACCGCUCUCCUCCUCCUCCCUGCUCGCUUCUGAUCUGAACUGGAAGCAUGGCUCUUCCUUGGGGGGAGCCUCACCGAGGAUCUGUUUGUGUACCUUGGUGUUGAAGCCAGCAUGAUGGUCUGCGCGCAGACCGCAGCACACAGAGCGCGCCGUUUAUCGUGAAAAUGGGAGAGCUUUCACGUCAGGCGUCAGUCCACUGAUGUGCGUCUGAAUUUCAAGCGUCUAUUGACACAUCUGCGAUCGGAUUUUCUCCGCCGACCUCCUCUGUCUGCCAAAGACAGCUGUGUCAUCAACAGCCGGCGUGGUUUUGUUGUUGUCUGAUUUUUUUUCUUCCAAUUUUUUUUUUGUACAACUGGAUAGAGCCUCUGCGCCAACCCUAUCCUGUAGUCUCCCAGGGGAGCUGCCUUCGGCACACGCCCGCUCCUGAGUCUUCUCCUGUACCAUGAGCUCUGGCUCUGCCCAGGAUGUGGCAGUCGAGCAUUUCUUGCGUGACAUAGAGAGGCGAAGCAAGCGGCUACACUGCGCUGUGAUAGGCUGCGAGGAGGAGCAAUCCUGCAGCGACAUGAACCUGCUGUACCGCAAGAGUCGCUUGGACUGGAGGCAGAGAGAGCAAGAGGGAAGUAAGAAGAGCUCCACCCAGAAUGACCCAUCAGCCACUGUGGGUAAAGUUCGGGACUUGGCUUCUUUCCGACGACAUUUCCGGAUGGGCUUUAUGACCAUGCCAGCCUCCCAGGACCUGUCCCCUCACACCUGUGCCUCUGCCAUGGCACCCCGCUCUCAGUCCUGCCACGCGGUUGGCGGUGGGGAUGCAGGCCUUGAGAAUGGAGAUUACUCCGACACUCAGUCGCAGCCAGGCGGCCGCUGCCCCCCAGCCAAACCCAAACGCCAUCCAAGUACCCGCCUCAGCUCCUCGUCUGCAGAUAGCAGAGGACCCCCUGAGACCCCGCCGCCACCUUCAAGCUCCAGUUCGCAGUCCAAGCACUCAGAAAAGAAAAACUCCAUGAAGAAGUCUGACUCUGGGGAGAUUGGAGCAAAGAAGGUGCCUCCUUUGAAACCCAAAAGGAGUCCCAGUACCCAGCUGACAUUUGACUCCCUUCCUCCACGUGUGCCUCCCUCUGCCACCCCCUUGCCCUUCCAGGCAGCAGACUCUCAGAUUCAGACAGGAGAUGGAGAGGAUGAGCCAGUCUACAUAGAAAUGGUGGGCCAAGUGUUCACAAGAGAAAGCCAGACUGCUACGCCCCACCCCGUCACCCCUGUGGCCACCACGCCCGACUCUGACUCUGACCAGAGCGAGGCAAUCUAUGAGGAGAUGAAAUACCCGCAUCAGGAGGACAGAGAUUCCCACAGGCAUCUCCCUCCGAAGCAUGAGAAGCCAAAAUCCUCGAAGCACUACCAUAUCACCACUUCUUCCUCCAGCAGUUCUUCUCUCCCUCGCCCUUCCUCUUCGUCCCCAUCCUACAACAAACCCAAAGCUACAGUCUCCAUCUCCCAUUCCUCCCCGCUGCCUUCCUCUGCGUCCUCCACUCCUGUACCCCAGGUCCUGUCCACCAGUCCCCACACACCACGAGCUCCAACGCCCUAUCUGCUACAAGGAGGCAAAUCAGAGUCAGAGUCCAAUACGAAGAUCCCUGCCCCGUUCCCCAAUCUCCUGCAGCACAGGCCCCCUCUGCUUGCCUUUCCUCAGCCAGCAGCUGCCUCUAGCGGGGUUGGGGUUCAAAACAAGACGUCCUCAGCUAAAGCCCAAACAUCCAACACAACAACUCAAGCCAGCACCUCAUCAUCAGCUUCUUCUAAUGUUUCCACCACCCUAUCGGGGUCAAAAGAAUCAUCAGGAGGCACAUCACAGCAGGACAAAUACAGCCGAGACUCCCAGCUAGGUCCCGCUCCUGGACUGAGGGCCAGGAGUCACUCCACCCCACUACCUCCCUCCUCCAAAUCCACUUCUCCAUUCUCUCAUCAUCACCACCAUCCUCACCAUCGCCCCUCGCACUAUCAUCACUACCGCAAGCCAGACCGAGGAGACUCCCCUGCUCCAACCAAGAGCAGCUCUCAGACGUCCAACCAGGCAACGGUCCAGACGCAAACCUCAAGUACAGGCAAGGAGGGCAAGUCUGUGAGCUUCCUCCUGAAGUCUGAAAAAGGUGAAAGGGAGAAAGACCGGGACAGGGGCAGAGACAGGGACAAGGAGCGAGACAGAGACAAGGACAAGGACAGGGAUCGAGAUAAAGACAGGGAACGUGAGCGAGAAAGGGACAGGGAUAGAGACAGAGACAGAGAUGGAGGACCACACUCGUUACCAGUAGAGAGCGUCACCACCUCUAGCAGCCAAACACCUCAAAGCAGCACCAGCUCCACUCCUACGCCGUUGUCCUCUUCCCAGCGUCCUCAUUCUCGCCCACACCUCCGCUCUCACACACCCCACGGCCUACCGGCAUACAAGCCGCCCUCCUCAGACAGCCCGCUGUUGUGGACCUACCCAUCAGGUGGCUUUCGGAGGCCGCCGGCAUACGAGAGCUUGAGGGCCAGCUCUCAGACACCCUCUCUGCAACAGCCUUCAAGUCUCACUGGUCUGGGUGAGGGCACGUCUAAAAGCGUGUCCUCAUCACAGUCAAAAGUUGGCUUUAUGCCCUGGGACAGCAGCUCCAGCUUAGCUACGGAUGAGGGGUGUUACUGGCCCAUGCAUAGGAAACUGUCCUUCAGCCAUGGGAGCCGAGAGGCAGAGAAAGACGAAGGGCGGGCCUGGAAUGGCAGUACUGACGCACUGUUGAGGAUGGACAAGGAGGAUCUUGGUCUGGGCUCUCGAGGAGGCCACUCAGGAAUCCCUGUUCACUAUAGCGGUGCCACCAGCAGGGCUUUAGGUCACAGCGAGUCCUUGGCAGGUGUUGACAACAACCCAGGAUUCAGAGCGCUACCCAGAGCAGGACUCCCUCUUCCAUGCCAGACUUUUCCUGCCUGUCGUAACGGAGAAGUGGGGCGGCUGGGCCGCUCCUCCUCUGCUGCUGGAGUCAGACAGGUGGGUGGAGGAGACGUCCAUAGACAAAGCAGCCUGCCGGUACGAGAAGCCCUGAAUCAGCUGCAUGGUGUGUCCCCCGCUCAAGCUCCUUGCAGCCCCAGUGGCCCUGGCGUGUCGCGGCAGCAGCAGCAGCUUCAGCUCCAUCAACAGCAGCUGCAGCUAAAGCAGCAGAUUCAGCACCUUCAGCAACAGCACCACCUACAGCUGCAGUUCCAGCAGCUCGCCCAACUGGCACAAGGACAGCCUCCCGCCGGCGGGGGCACCACGCCGUCUGCGCAGACGCAGAGGGAUGGCAAGCUGCUUGAGGUCAUCGAGCGCAAGCGCUGCCUGUGCAAGGAGAUCAAGGCGCACAGACGGCCCGACAAAAGCCUGUGCAAACAGGACAGCAUGCCCAUCCUCCCCAGCUGGAGACGGACACCUGAGCCGCGUAAGACCGGCACACCACCAUGUCAGAGGCCACAGGCCGUCGUGUGGGACACGGCUAUCUGACCCCUCCUCCCCGGAGGAGCAGAUUACAUGACAUGAUCUUUCAGAUGAAGAUGAAAUAAAAACUUUACUAUUAACUCGUUAAAAACUCAUCUCCAGAUGUGGUUAGUGGAGACGCUGAACUUGAGCAACAAAAAAGAGGUGAGGAAAUAUAGUAAAUACAAUCAGACUAGAUUACUUUCUUACCCAACUGAUUUGUAUUUCCUCUGUACUACGUACUGCACUGAUGUGUUCUGAUUGCCAACGAGUCGUUUUUUUUAUUGUUUUUUUGCCACAAACACCAGUAUAAUCGCUAAUACACUAGAUUGGUGUUGCCAAAUAUCCUCCUGACUACUUGAGACACAAAGGAAUCAUGUACUUUACUCCAACAAAGUAUCGAAAACUACUCUGCGGACGUCGAAGUGUUUCUUGAAACUCGUGAAUGUAUAUGAGACGUGUUGGUAUCAAUAGAUUGUCAUUGUGGAUGCAAGUUAUCAUCACUGAGAAGUUAAAAACUACCUACUGUAUCCAUUUGCAUUUUUGUAAUGUAGAUCGAUUUACUUUGUCAACCUUUCUGCAAAUUUACAGCAAUACGUUUUGGAGAAAAGAAAAACAAAAAAAAACUGAAGGAACAUAUUUAGAAUAAAAAAACUUGUUUCAGCUAGUCUAACAUACAUAUCUGAGACUUGAAAAAGUCAUAUUUACUGUGUCAUACUCUGCAUGUCCAAAAAGUAGACAUGCCGUGCUGUAAGUGUAAAAACAAACAAACAAAAAAAUUUGAUCUUCACUUUGGUCCUGUGUGGUUGUGGGAAAAAGAUGAAUCUACCACUGAAAGGGGGGGUUAGUCCAGCCGAGUAUACUUAGACACAAAUUAGAGUUAAAAAAGAAAACAAACUCCAUCACCGGUCAUGCUUUUUAUCCCGUUGCACAUUAGCGUUUGGUCCACCGAGCACUGACACCCAUGAGCUCAAAGACAGUGCAACACGAUGCAACUGAUGAGACUGUGAGCAUCCAUCACCUCAAACCGAAUGCUGGAACGAUCCGCACAAAGAGGACAAACUUCACACCCCCAGUGUACUGUAAAUAGACCUGUACAAGUUGAUUGAAAAUGUAGCAGUUAUCUCCAUUUUCAUACUUGUAAUCAAUACAUAUUAUGUAGCAUAGACUGUAUAAACAUGACUUUGUUUCUUUGUUUUUGUUCUUUUUCUAAGAUAAUUAAGUACCUGCUGCAGACAGCCCAUGCAUUACUUAUUGUUCGAAUUGCAAACAAUGAGCCCUCUCAAAAAAAAAUACAACAGUUGUUUAUAUAAUUUUAUGCAAGAUUCCCUUUAAGCUCUGUUAUUUAUUCAACCCCCUUUUUCUACAUUCACUUUUAUUUGUGUACAGAUUUCAACUGCUUUUUGGUCUUAACAUUUUUAAUACUUUGCUGCUAUUUUAAUACCCGUGUCGUUCAUUGGACUACAUAAUGUUGCCAUGAUAAACUUUAUUGAGAUAAUACUUAUUGUUAUAAAUACAUAUAUAUAUAUAUAUACAUAUAUAUAUAUAUUUGGAUGGGAGGAGUCUAGGAAGCCACAUGAAGUUAAGUUUGUAUCUUAAAAAGUCAGCUCUCCUGUAAUAGUUUAAAGGCGCUUGAAUGUCUCUUGUUUGUUUUCUUUUUCUUUUUUUAUAAUAGUUAUGGUACCAAACUGUACAGUGCAGUACAUCCAGUGGAAAAAGACCUAUUUGAAAUGUAUGACUUACUCUUUAAUCCCCUUUUUUUUAUUUUAUUAUUAUUUGUUUACGUCCUCCUGCUCGUGUUUGAGGGUUUUUAAUUUUUACUACGCCUUUUGAGUCCAUUUCAUAUAAAGGAAAAAAAACAACAAAAACACACACAAAGAGGUCAACUCGGAUGAAAUGGGCAAGUGCAAUGCAUGCAGAGAUUCCUUACACUGAAAUGCUCCAAAUGAUACUUCCUAUUGUGCCCAGUUUGAGUUUAAAUACCAAGUAAUCACCUUAUACGUCUGAUGGACUGAUACGAAACCUAAGGUACUGGAUACCUUUUAUUUGUUUCCAGAAUAGUUUACAGAGGCUGUUGGUUUUGUGUGUCUUCUGAAACAGUGGCCAUUAUACGAGUGCCAUAUACUCUAUUGAUAUGGUAAGAUACGGUGUACCUUGGAAAUCACUGUAGUGCUAUAUUUGCAUUGAUAUUGUCAUUGGAAAUAAAUUUUAUAUA
Cyprinodon variegatus (sheepshead minnow) is the source of this 5781-nucleotide messenger RNA. It is a transcript of the gene nyap1, whose product is annotated as neuronal tyrosine-phosphorylated phosphoinositide-3-kinase adaptor 1. Bases 534 to 3593 code for a protein of 1019 amino acids. Gene Ontology annotation, biological process: neuron projection morphogenesis; phosphatidylinositol 3-kinase/protein kinase B signal transduction. The transcript has 7 exons. Lineage: Eukaryota; Metazoa; Chordata; Actinopteri; Cyprinodontiformes; Cyprinodontidae. The record is from RefSeq and is a predicted model, not a curated record.